UCGAGUAGCAGUAGUUUACUGUAUAGUAAAACAAGCUUUUAAAUUCAAAAUGCAUAAAUACGCAAUCGUCGCCCUCGCCCUGUUCGCUGUGGCUCUGGCAGCGCCGCAACACCAAGACCAGCCUCCUGUGGAGAUCCUCAAGCAGGACGCCAUCGUAGGUCCCGAAGGGUACCACUUCGAGUUCGAGACGAGCGACGGCACCUCCCGCCAAGAGCAGGGCCAGCUGAAGCAGAUCAGCGAAGACCACAAGGCCAUCGAGGUGCAGGGCAGUUACAAGUACACUGCGCCCGACGGCGUGGUGUACACUGUCACUUACACCGCCGAUGAAAAUGGGUUUCAGCCGCAAGAGCACGUCGACCAGGGGCAGGGACAGCAGGGACAACAGUACCCGCAGUACCAGCAAUAAACACUAACAGACUACAUUGAUCAUUGGUGAAGCUUAUCUCGUUGCAUUAAGGGUCAGGAAUGGUCAGUUUA
Molecule: messenger RNA, 477 nt
Organism: Cydia strobilella
Lineage: Eukaryota; Metazoa; Arthropoda; Insecta; Lepidoptera; Tortricidae
Gene: CPR49
Product: larval cuticle protein 65Ag1-like
Exons: 3
Coding region: 50-406 (118 amino acids)
Cellular component (GO): chitin-based extracellular matrix
Molecular function (GO): structural constituent of chitin-based larval cuticle
Source: RefSeq, a predicted model, not a curated record